UCCAACUUUAAUAUUGGCGCAAGUCAUACGCAAGUAAAUGUAAAAUAAUAUUUUCCAUAUUUUUACAUUUUAAAAAUAGACUAUUUUUUCUCAGCGUACUUGCGAACCAGUUGCCCAGGCACUAGGAUCAUUUAACUUACCUUACCACCAUGUACAGUUCUCAGACGGAGACUUCCGUUGACUGCUACAGCGAUGGCUUUGAUGGUGCUUAUUACGACGACGCUAUUAGCUCCGAUGAUUUCUUCUUGAAUUCAACAAAUUUCGAAAACGAUGUUGAUGAUUCCAAAAACACUGUCAUUAAGCCAAAAAAAUACAGGAUCCUCAGAGAAUACGAUAUACGUCAGCGCAUGGAUGAUGAUAUCACUCGACUUUCUUUAGUCCUUUCUUUACCAAAACCAGAGGCAAGUAUUUUACUCUGUUACUUCAAUUGGUCUGUCUCUAAAGUCCUUGAAGCUUGGUUUUCUGAUGAAUCUGCAGUCCGUGAAAAAGUAGGCUUGCUCGAUAAAGGAAUUUUGUUUCCUGAUAAAAUUUUCUCUGUCUGUGGGAUUUGUUUCGAGUCCUUCUCUAAUGAUAUGAUAAUCACUGCUGCUUGUGGCCAUCCUUAUUGUAAUCAUUGUUGGUCUAGUUAUAUUAGCACUUCUAUUACCAAUGAUGGUUUUAGGUGUUUGAUGUUGAGAUGUCCUGAGCCGUCUUGUACUGUUGCUGUCAGUCCGCGCAUGAUUGAUUCACUAGUGUCCAUAGAUGAUAAGAGAAAGUAUGCUCAGUGCCUUAUUAGAUCUUAUGUUGAAGAAAAGAAGAAAAUGAAGUGGUGUCCUGGUAGAGAUUGUGGUUUUGCUAUUGAGAUUUUUGAUGGGAAUACAAGUUUUGAUGUUACUUGUGACUGUUUUACUAGUUUUUGCUGGAAUUGUAGUGAGGAAAGUCACCGUCCUGUGGAUUGUGAGACUGUUAAAAAAUGGAUUUUGAAGAAUAACUCAGAGUCUGAAAAUGUGAACUAUAUACUAACUUAUUGCAAGCCUUGUCCUAAUUGCAAGCGACCAAUUGAAAAGAAUGAAGGGUGUAUGCAUAUGACAUGUAGGGUCUGUAGACACAGCUUUUGCUGGUUGUGUCUUUCUUCGUAUGACAAUCAUAGACAAUGCAAUGGAUAUACAGAUAACUUGGACAGGAAAAAAGAAAUGGCAAGGCAAUCUUUGGAGAAAUAUACACAUUAUUUCGAAAGAUGGGAUGCUAAUCGACGGUCAAAGUUGAAAGUAUUUGCAGAUUUUCAACAUAUUAAGGAUGUGAAAUUCAAAAAGCUUAGUCAGAUACACAGUAUACCUGAAGUUAAUCUUGAUUUUAUAACAAAGGCAUGGUUACAGGUAGUUGAAUGUAGGCGAGUGCUUGAAUGGAGCUAUGCAUAUGGAUAUUAUUUGCCUGACGAUGAGGUUGUUAAGAAACAGUUUUUUGAGUACUUGCAAGGAGAAGCGGAGUUUGGACUAGAAAAGCUGCAUAAUUGUGCAGAGAAAGAACUGGAACAGUUUCUUGAUUCUGAUAGCUCGUCAAUGGAUUUUAGAAAAUUCCGGACAAUGCUAGUUGGACUGACAGUUGUGACUGGAAAUUACUUUGAGAAGCUAGUAAGAGCAUUGGAGAAUGGCCUAUCUGAUGUUGUCUCUGAUGGGGCUAGCAGUUCAAGGGAUAAAGUAGAAGAUUAUUGGCUCUGUGAUUGUUGCAGUUAUGCCAAUCCUGGGACUGUCUUAGAAUGCCGGAUGUGUGUCUCGAUGGAUGAAGAUUAAGUUUACAGAUAGAGAAUCUUCAGCUAAUUGUGACAAUUGUUGGGUGAAAUGCUCUGAACUCUCAUCAUAUUGCUGUAUAAUUUAGGAAUAACUUUUGCCUUUCUUUUACUAUUUGGUAUAUGUAUUUAUGCAGGUAUAGUCAGUGUUGACUGCAAAUUAGUACAUCCCUUCACAACAGUAAAUUAGUAAUCUUUCUUUCA
Messenger RNA from Jatropha curcas, 1969 nucleotides. RefSeq names its product putative E3 ubiquitin-protein ligase ARI7. NCBI's taxonomy places the organism in Eukaryota, Viridiplantae, Streptophyta, Magnoliopsida, Malpighiales, Euphorbiaceae. Gene Ontology annotation, biological process: protein ubiquitination. Gene Ontology annotation, molecular function: zinc ion binding; ubiquitin-protein transferase activity. The record is from RefSeq and is a predicted model, not a curated record.